Balaenoptera musculus (blue whale) is the source of this 1222-nucleotide messenger RNA. RefSeq lists its product as uncharacterized. The transcript is spliced from 4 exons. Bases 1 to 798 code for a protein of 265 amino acids. The record is from RefSeq and is a predicted model, not a curated record. Lineage: Eukaryota; Metazoa; Chordata; Mammalia; Artiodactyla; Balaenopteridae.
AUGGGGCCCUUCGCUGUCUUGCGUCAGGAUGUUCAUGGCUUAAAACUACAUUAUCAAGCUUUAAAAAAUAAUAAAAAAGGGGGAAAUGUGGUGGCCCCCAGCUGCGGCGUAAGAGCGCGGCUUCGGGCGGCCGGGCUGGAGGCGCUCGACGGCUCGCCGCGGGCCCCCGGGACCCUGCUAAGCGCUCGACCAAGUUGGACUGGCCGGCGGGGGGGCGCCCAGCCGUGGAAGAGGGGCACUCUGGACUGGGCCAGCCCCGGGCGGCCAACAGAGCGCCCACCUGCCCCGGUCCUGCGGCGCCAAGGUAGCCGGGCCGCCGGCCGCGGGGUUUCCGAGGUCCGCACGGCUCGGCCCGAGGGCGAAGGAGAGGGAGGGCGGUCGCUGACACCGCCGCCCUUCAGUCCCAGGUUUCUGCGCGACCGAAGCUGGCAGCCUUUUCCUUCAGCUCUCGGUUUCCCGGCGGCAGCCCGAGCCGUGCCGGAAGCGGGCGGCGCCACGGGCGCCGGGGGCGAGACCUCGCCGUGCUCUGCGCCUGUUACCUGUUGCGCGCCCUUGCCGCCGAGUCUCAAGUGGGCAUGUUUCAGGUGGGCAGGUCCAGCCUCCCCAAACCUGCCGCCCGGAACCUGGAGGACCUGGACUCUGUGCAGCGCGUCCUCUUCCACAGAAUCGGACGCUCGGGAUUCACCCGCUCUGGUCGCUCCGAGGCUGGCCCCGCGCGGGACGGGGUUACCCACCCCACUGCAGAGAACACCACCUUCUCUAGAAGAGAUACAACAAUUAAGCAAAGCUGUUUUUUAAACAUCUCUAGACUUUCUCCAGGAAAAUGAGCUGAGAGGUGCCAAAGAAUUCCAAACUGAUUAACCCUGCAGGGUUUCAGAUCCAAAGCACAAACCUGUCUGAAUGAACCAGGACAAAAGAAUAUGUUUAAACUACAGUCUUCAAAACUGAGAUGAUUAUUUCAGAAGUAAGCAGUGGAGCGUUUCUGGAAUAAACCUGCUCAGUAUAUGAAAAGCUACUUUAUCUGAAUUACAAAUAACUGUGCCCACAUGCUAUGGGAACCAGUGGAAUCUGAAACUUAAGUGUCUUUGUCAGUAUGAUGGCUACAAUUCUCUAUUUUUAACAAUAUGUGAAAAUCAUUUUGCUUUUGCAAUGCAUUAUUUUUGUCAGUGGUUAUUUACUGUUUAAUGUUUUCAAACACACUUAUUAAAAAAUUGGAAACAUC